Molecule: messenger RNA, 959 nt
Organism: Raphanus sativus (radish)
Lineage: Eukaryota; Viridiplantae; Streptophyta; Magnoliopsida; Brassicales; Brassicaceae
Product: binding partner of ACD11 1
Molecular function (GO): RNA binding
Source: RefSeq, a predicted model, not a curated record
AUGACAAGUGUAAAAGUGAGCAAUGUAUCACUAGGAGCAACCGAGCGUGACCUCAAGGAGUUCUUUUCCUUCUCCGGCGAUAUUCUCUACCUUGAGAACAGCGAGACAGAAAGGUCUAAGUUGGCAUAUGUCACUUUCAAGGAUCUACAAGGAGCUGAAACUGCUGUUCUUCUCUCGGGAGCAACGAUUGUUGAUUCUUCAGUCAUUGUCACUAUGGCUCCUGAUUACCAACUAUCCCCUGAGGCUUUAACCUCUUUGGAACCCAAAGACAGCAGCAAAUCUCAAUCAUCCGUGUUGAGAAAAGCCGAAGACGUUGUCAGCAGCAUGCUCGCAAAGGGAUUCAUCCUCGGCAAAGACGCCAUCGCCAAAGCCAAGAGCGUCGACGAGAAGAUCGGUUUCACCGAGAAGAUCAGCACGGGAACGGUCGCCGUGGGGGAGAAAGUCAGGGAGGUCGAUCACAAGUACCAAGUCUCGGAGAAAACCAAAUCGGCGAUCGCUGCGGCGGAGCAGACGGUGAGCAACGCAGGCUCGGCUAUCAUGAAGAACAGGUACGUUCUCACGGGUGCCACGUGGGUCACGGGAGCUUUCGGCAGAGUGGCUAAAGCUGCGGAGGGAGUUGGACAGAUGGCGAAAGAGAAGGUUGGUUUGGCUGAGGAAGAGGAUAAGAGGAAAGUGGUUGAUGAGUUUGUACAAGAAUCAAAACUCUCUGAGUCUCUUGAAGCAAAGAAAGAAUCUGAAGAACAUCAGGAGCCCCCGCAAGCUCCUACACCUGUGGCUCCGGCUCAACCUUAAGCUAUGCUAUGCAGGCAAGUAAAAAGAUCUUUCUAAUUCUUGUUGUAAACUGUAAUACUUGGAGCUAAUCCCUCCUGAAGAUCUAGCUUGCUAUUUAGGACCAAGACAUGUGUUCUUGCAACAUUGGAUCCAAGGUUUGGUUUGGAAAAUAAAAUAAUUUUGUAAUC